Molecule: messenger RNA, 3149 nt
Organism: Triplophysa dalaica
Lineage: Eukaryota; Metazoa; Chordata; Actinopteri; Cypriniformes; Nemacheilidae
Gene: tgfbr2a
Product: transforming growth factor beta receptor 2a
Exons: 10
Coding region: 516-2462 (648 amino acids)
Biological process (GO): protein phosphorylation; transforming growth factor beta receptor signaling pathway; heart development
Cellular component (GO): plasma membrane; signaling receptor complex
Molecular function (GO): metal ion binding; SMAD binding; activin binding
Source: RefSeq, a predicted model, not a curated record
GAUGUUUGGACAAUUUUACUGCCAGACGAUGUUUGUGGUUGAUGAUUUCUUCGUCCACCAUUUCCAUUUGUCAUCUCUUUAAUAUUUUUUUAGAUGCUCAAUAGUAGCCUAUGAUGGUUCAUGCAAUACAGCCUUCAGCUUUGGCGUUUAACUACUAAGCCACAACACCCUAACCUAUAUUUACCAUACGAUGUUAAAUGAUCUUAUUUCUAGGCACACUAGAUUGAAUAAACGCUGUGUAUUUAGUGAGCUCAUUGGGCUUUAAGAUGUCAAAACAAGCAGCUCUUUAGGUUUUGAGACACUCACUAAAGCUGUCCAGAUAGACAGGUCGUGUUGUAACAGACAGUCUGAGCAGGAACAGACACGCUUCUUCCUGUCUGAAGAGUUCCCGUCUCGCUCUGACUCAUGUCGUCGAUCCGAAUCACUCUUAUAUAAGCGCGAGGAUCAGACUGAUGGGACUCGGAUCAGAAUGAUGGGACUCGGAUCAGACUGAUGGGACUCGGAUCAGAUGUGUCAUGGGGUUCGGAUCGCUUCUUCUCGGAUGUUUUCUCACGUCUGGUGCAUCGCUUGUGCUCCAUACAGCCAAUCCAAACAGUGUGUGUAGGUCAUGUGACCCUCGGGCAGCCAGCUGCAGCAAACAGUACUGCACGUCAAACUGUAACGUGUCAAAGAUCUGUCCCAAUCCAGAGGACGUCUGCGCUGGGGUCUGGUGGAGGGACGAUGGAGUUGUUACUAUAGAAACCAUGUGUCACGACCCCACGCAGCCGCUGCACGGAGUGAUGUUAAAGGACUUUAGCUCCUCAGGCUGUUUGCUGACAUCAACAUUCAAAGGAGGUCGUGACCUCCGUCUGUGUGCAUGUACAGGACGCGCGUGUAAUGAUCGUGUUCUCCUUGACAAGCAAACAACAUCACGUGUCGAGGAGAAUAAAGGGCCUUUCCAACUCCCUCAGCUUUGUAGAUUCUGUGAUGUUGAAUCUACAACAUGCAACACCUCUGGAAUCUGUGAACCCACCUGUAACCUCACAUCUGUGUGCGAGAGUCCACGUGAGGUGUGCGCCAGCUCAUGGAGGAGAGUUAAUGGGGUGAGUGUUGUAGAGACUGUGUGUCAUGAUCCAGAGCUGCAGUUUCACGAUCAGCACUUACUGGAUUCUAACAGCAGCAUCUGUAUGAUGAAACCAGUGAAGUCUUCUGAAGACAUCUACAUCUGCUCCUGUAACACUGAACUAUGCAACGCUAAACUCAUCUUCACUCACAACGUUGUUCCAGCAGAAGAAGAGAAGAGCGGCGUUGAGCAGAUGUUGUUGCUCGUUCUGGUUCCUCUCGUGAUCUGUGCUCUCGUCGUGGUCUCGUUCUUCUACUGCUACAUCAUCUCCUGUCAUCUCAAAGCCAACAACUCCAAGACAACCGUGACGGACAUGGAGGCCUACACCGCCAUCAUCAGCGACGACAACUGUCUGAAUCACAACACGGAGCUGUUGCCCAUCCAGCUGGACGUCACCGUGGGGAAAGGCCGUUUCUCUGAGGUCUACAGAGCCAAACUCAAGCAGAACAUCAGCGGAGAACCCUUCCAAACCGUCGCCGUGAAGAUCUUUCCUUGUGAAGAAUACGCCUCGUGGAAAACCGAACGGGAGAUUUUCUCAGACAGCGAUCUUCGGCACGAGAACAUUUUGCACUUUCUGACCGCCGAGGAGCGGAAGGUGGAACGACAGUAUUGGCUGAUAACAGCCUAUCACGAGCGAGGGAACCUGCAGGAAUUCCUGUCCCGCCACGUCGUGAGCUGGGAGGAGCUUUGCCGAUUGGGCGUGUCACUGGCGAGGGGCGUGGCACAUCUACACAGCGACCAGACGGCAUGCAGGAGACCCAAAGUGCCCAUCGUGCACAGAGACCUAAAGAGCACAAACGUUCUGGUGAGGACGGAUCUCACCUGCUGCCUGUGUGACUUUGGCCUCAGUCUGCGAUUGGAUAACUCCAUGUCUCCUGAAAAACUGGCCAACAGCGGACAGGUCGGCACAGCUCGAUAUAUGGCUCCUGAGGUGCUGGAGUCCAGAAUGGACCUGGAGAACAUCGAGUCCUUCAAACAGGCUGAUGUUUAUUCCAUGGCUCUCAUUCUGUGGGAGAUCAUGUCCAGGUGCAGCGUGAUUGGAGACGUGAGAGAAUAUAAACCUCCGUUUGGGACGUUCGGUGAACGUCCAUGUGUGGACAGCAUGAAGGAUCAUGUGAUCAGAGAUCAACUGAGACCAGAGAUACCGGCCACCUGGAACAGCCACACGGGUAUUGGUUUCUUGAGUUCUACUAUCGAGGAGUGUUGGGAUCAUGAUCCAGAGUCGCGUCUCACUGCUCAGUGUGUCGUGGAGCGUUUCGAUGACAUCAUCAGCUGUGCGGUUCUCUUCCCCGACAGCUCACAGCAGAAGAGCCCGAACAGUUCUGAGGAACGAAUCUCUUGUCAUUCCAUACAAUCAUGAGCGAAAUCACCUGGUCACCAUGGAAACGGAUUUCAUUUGCAACACUGACCCACCUGUGAUUUUACAAAUUGGAGCCAGAAACAAUUAUCAACGCAUUUAUUUCCGAUCUAUAUACAUUUAUACACAUGAACGUUACGCAAUGUUUCCCAAAGAAUAUGACGCCGGGAGCUUUCCACAUCAUCUUAUGUGUGUGGGUUUAAAGGAACAGUAUUAAAACCCAAAAGUGUUUCCUGGAGCCAAAAGGAGGAGAGUAAUCCAACCCAAAGGAUUCUGGGACAGGAUGGAUAUCAUAAAAAGUAUAAAGAGGACAUUUAUGCUUGUGCCAAUGACAGUUAAUGAAUGAUUACUGAGCCGGACAUACAUUUACCUAAAUGAGGAAAACCUGUGUGUUUAUCACGGGACGACCCCCAAAAGCCAUUUAUAAGGCAACUGAAAUCCAACCGAUGUGAACAAAGCAACCAAAACCUUUAUGAUAUCAUUUUUAUAUCUGUUAUGUUUUUUGUAUGCCAAAAUUUGAAAACGUCCAAGUUUUUAUGCAGGUACUGUAAUAAGUCAAUAAUCAAUAUUGAUAUUAGUUAUUAAUUAAAACUCAUUGUAAGAUGUGUUUGUGUCAUGUGUGCUUUCACACUGCAGUUAAAUUUGCUUUUAAACAUGAAUAAAUAUUUCUUUUAUCAUUAAAACAUGGAA